GCGGAGACAGCCAAACAAACAGACCCGGGGUCGGUCCAAGUCCUCACACCGAGUCCACGCUCCCGACCCGAGUCCGGCUCUGAGUCCUGCCCUGCACCGGGACGCGCCAACACCGGAACCCGAACCUGAAACUGAAGCUGAACCCGCACCGACGCCCCGGAGCCGCUUCCAGCCGAGCAGAGCGCCUCUCAGACGGACCGGAGGGAGCCGGUGUGUCGGUCUUUUGUUCCCCGGGAUCCGGAUCUAAACACACCAGAACCAGAAACAAGUUUCAUUUGGACUUUUUCUUUUUUCACUCCGCAGUUUAAGUUUUAUUCUCAGUUUUAAUUCGGACCAAAGAAGAAGAAGAAGAAGCUCAACAGCUGACUGACGACACGUUGCGCAACUCAGACAAUAAGAGACAAAGACGUCAGAGCUCCCAGUACGACCAGUAUCACCAGGAAACCACUGCUGAUGUUCCCAGUAACCCCAGGAAACCCUCUACUGAUGCUUUCAGUAACACUAGGAACCUUCUGCUCCCAGUAGGAGUAACCAUCUGCUGGUGUUCUUUCCCAACAACUUGUGCCGGUUUUCAGUUGAGCUGCACUUUGUUUAAAGUCAAGAUGAGCAUGGGCGUGGCCACAACCAGGUCUCAGCUGUGUCUGAAGCGGUUAUUGGACGAACCCCAAGACAAUCUUCUGAAAUGUAAACGAAUUCGCUUGGCUCCACCUCUUCCCUCUGUCGGCCUAUCACCAUGCCUCAGGCAAACAAGCCCCGCUCCCAAGACCAGCCAGAGCCAAUCACCAUCCAGGGUGGGACCGUACCUGCUGUAUGAACGCUGUGAGAGGGAGGAGACCUACAGGGCUGUGCACGUGCACACACAGCAGCAGUACACGUGCCAGGUGCUCCCUCUGCGCGGUUACCAGGAACGCUUGGCGGCCUACGACCGGGUCGGUCACCAUGACAACGUGUGCGGCCUGCUGGACGUGGUGGUUGGCCAGGACAGCGUGUACAUCUUCCUGCCCGGUCACCACGGCGACAUGCACGCGUACGUGCGCAGCAGGAAGCGCCUGGGCGAGGAGGAGGCGGGGCUUCUGUUCGCUCAGAUGCUGAACGCCGUGACGCACUGCCAUCGCCACGGUGUCGUCCUCAGAGACCUGAAGCUCCGCAGGUUCGUCUUCACCGACAGAUACAGGACUCGUCUCGCUCUGCUUGGCCUCGACGACUGCGUCCUCCUACACGGUAACCACGACGACGACUCUCUGACGGACAGACACGGUUGCCCCGCCUACGUCGGCCCGGAGCUGCUGACCAAUGGCGGCGGGUCUUACUCGGGCCGGGCGGCGGACGUGUGGAGCCUGGGCGUGUCUCUGUACACCAUGCUGGUGGGUCGCUACCCCUUCCAGGACACACAGCCCGCCGCGCUGUUCGCCAAGAUCCGCCGCGGGGCCUUCAGCCUCCCUGAUUGGCUGUCGCCACAGGCCAAGUGCCUGAUUGGCUGCAUGUUGAGGAAGUCGGCCAGUGAGAGACUGAAGGCGUCCGAGCUGCUCAUGCACCCGUGGUUAGCCAAUCCUGGCGCGCCACAUCACAGCGUGCACAAGAUGCAGCCGAACCCGACGCUGCAGCAGAAACAGGAGGACGAGGACGACCAGGUGGUGCCGACGUGGAGCGGAGAAUAAACACUCACAUGUACUGUAACGAAUCUUGAAACCAAAACCGGAUUCAGACUUUAACGGGAAGUUUGAACCCUGAACCAGACCUUUAACCCUCUGAACCCCAGAACUUCACCACAGGUUUGAAAGUAAUGUAAAUGACAUCAUUUAUCAGAGCUGGAAACUGUAAAAACGGAAAGAAUCACCAGAUUGUCAGCUUUCCGACGGUCCUCGAACUAAACCAUCUGUGAUAUUUCUGUUACAUGUCGUAUUAAAUAGAUUAACAAACCCUUUGCAUUAAUCAGUUUCUGUAAAAAACACUCAAUUUUGAGCUUCUUAUUCUUUUAGAAUAAAACAUUAGCUAUAGUAAAUUCCAGCUUUUUUAAUCCUUAUGAUAGUCCUCUGUGACGUCUGGUUCCAUCGGAAAACUGAACCAAACCUGAGCAUUUAAAACUUAGAACUAACAGUUUGCAUUAACCACUUUCUGUCAAAAACAUUAAAUUCGGAGCUCCUUGGUGCAACCAUGAAACCCUCACUGACUCAGGUGUGACCAACAGACCAAAAACACCUGUGUAGAACUGAUUAUCAAAGAAAUUCAACUUUCCUUUCAUGCGAUUUAUGGCAUUCUGCAUCAAACUGCACACCACACAUUUCUGACUGUUCCUGGUUGUUCUGUUUCCACAAAGCUGCAGGACUUUAGACUGGAGUGAAAAAUGAGUAAAACAGUGAAGAAAAAUGGAACAGUAGCGAAGAAAUGUGGAGUUCAGAGGGUUAAAGCGACUCCCCACAAUAAAAAACCUCGUCGGUCCCCACAAAUAUCGACACAGAAAAGCACAGAAACACAACGGACAGUCUGAUCCUGGAUUACUUGACCCUCAGGUGCCUUCAUCCUUCUGUAUCUCAACAAGGUCUCAAACCUGCUGCUUCUCCUCCACAAAAAACAGAACUGACGGUGCGUUCAGGUGCACCUCGACAACUCACGAAGCUAAAAAUAUCCCAAUCUGUGCCAAUCAGGUUAAAGGAACGUGUGCCCAUUUAAAGCCCAGCAGUUAAUGUCUGCAGUACGCACAUUUCUUGGAACUGGAACGAGAGAAAUCUGAUUCAUUCGGGUAGAUUUCUUAGUCUUUCGUGGCUCGCAAAACUCUAAAAAACGACAUCACUUUCUUCCAGUUAAAACAAGCUUCCAAAGAAAAGAAAUCUGACUACUGCUCUGCUGCACGUUUACACAGAUUUAUGCUACAAUUUAUUGUUCUAUUGAGGGCAAAUAAAAGUACUUUAGUGUGUUCUGCUGUGAUGAAGAAGACAUGAGUUGUUGAAGACACCAUCUAAUUAAAAAUGUGUAUUUUAUAGUUUUUUCUCUCUCCAUGUUUACACUUCUGGUUCUUCCCGUCAUUAUAAGACGCCACCAGCAACACGCAUAUAUUCUGGAAGACAGAAAGAACCAGAGAAAUGACACUAAACCUACUGAGCAGAGACAGUGAACGCAGCGCAAGUUCUCAUAAUCUUGUAAAUUUCACACCAGCUAUCUCAGGAUAAAAGCUUUUUCUUUGUGAUAAUUUGCUCUAAAUUCAGAUUUUGUGGUGCUCAAAAGCAGUUAAUGUAAAAUAAAAAACAAGUAUCACAAUUAUUUUUGUCUAGUUUUGAUGGAAAUCUAUUUAAAUUUUGAUAUUAACCAAUGGUCCCUUGAUAUUUUUAUAUGAUACUUAAUCCAUCAGCAGCUUUUGAAGGCGUUUCAUCUCUGCAAAAUAACCAGAAUUACAUCAGAGAAUCAUUUUGAAGUUUCCUACUGAGCUUUGCUGUGAUAUUUCCCCAAAAUCGCUUUAUUCUUAAUGUCUCAUUUUAAAAAAAGCUACCAAAAAUAAACAGCUUGUUCUAAAAGAUUCUGUAAAAAACAAAAAACUCCGAGUUUAUUGGUGUAACCAGGAAGCCAUGAAGGACUCAGCUGAGACCAACAGUCACGUGACAAAAAAUUCAGGGAGUUUUUGGCUGAACUGCAGGCAGUGUUUACACAAAGCAGAGAGGAGACAAGUUUGAAAACUGUAAAAUGUAAGUAGUAAAAUGUUUGGACAUAGAUAUUCUAGUUUGCAGUAUUUUCCAGUAUUGUUAACACAUGUGGGCACUUGCAAAAAAAAAAAAAAGUUGAACAUGUUUAUUCUGGGUUUUCUGCAUUUUUGUAAAAUAAAUAUGCAACAAAAAUCAA
Molecule: messenger RNA, 3831 nt
Organism: Acanthochromis polyacanthus (spiny chromis)
Lineage: Eukaryota; Metazoa; Chordata; Actinopteri; Pomacentridae
Gene: trib3
Product: tribbles pseudokinase 3
Exons: 4
Coding region: 603-1658 (351 amino acids)
Biological process (GO): positive regulation of proteasomal ubiquitin-dependent protein catabolic process; regulation of MAP kinase activity; protein phosphorylation
Cellular component (GO): nucleus
Molecular function (GO): mitogen-activated protein kinase kinase binding; ATP binding; protein kinase activity
Source: RefSeq, a predicted model, not a curated record